This is a messenger RNA of Tetrahymena thermophila SB210, 198 nucleotides long. Its product is annotated as transmembrane protein, putative. The transcript has a single exon. The record is from RefSeq and is a predicted model, not a curated record. NCBI's taxonomy places the organism in Eukaryota, Ciliophora, Oligohymenophorea, Hymenostomatida, Tetrahymenidae.
AUGGAUUAUAUAAUCAUUCAUGAAAGCAACAACAAUCAUGCUAAAUAUCUAAAUCCUACCUACAACAGUGAUGUUGUAGGUCUUAUUUACUUUAUUGAAUUUUUAUCUUCUAACAAUAUUUCUUUAGUUAUUUUUGUUAUUAUUUAAAUAAUUUAAUUGAUUAGUUCUCUUAUUGUUAUUAACCUAACUAUUGAAUGA